UUGUUUUGCUCUUUUAAAUUCCUAUCGUCACUAAAACUUUUCUGUCAUUAGGAAAAAAAAAAAAAAAAAAACACAAAAGCGAUUUCGUGGUCCUUUUCUUCGAAAUUAUUAAAAAAAAAAAAAAAAGAAAUUACGCGCCUCUCUUAUAUUUUUCUUACCCUUUUUUUCACUCUCUCUCUCUUUCUCUCUCUUUGUCCUGCUUCCGCGUCCAUGGCGAUCUGAGAGAAAGAGAAUGUCUGAGUAGCUCAAAGCCCAGGGUUACUCUCUUUCUCUCUCUUCGUCUUUACUGGGCCCUGCUUCGCUCCCUGACCCAUUUGCUCGCACGCGGAGUAGGGAAUUUAUUUAUAUUUUUACAUAUUGUUGUUGUACAAUAUAUAUAUAUAGGAGGAAGAGUGAGAGGAGCCGGCGAAGAAGCAAUGCCUGAGAUGGAUCCUAUUGAUUGGAUGCUUUUCUCUCUCAGCCGAUCAUUUUGCAGUCCUUUGGCCGUUUUCGUACAGAUCCAGGGAUGUUUUAUUUGCUUAAUACUUGCUGUUGGUUGGGUGUUUGCUGCUAAAGUAAGGAAUAGAGAGAUCAAACGAAUAAGGGAUGGUAUUCGACAAGGCAAUAGCUUUUCAUUUCUUUGUCAUGAUAUCAAUGAACUUGAGCACUCUAAUCAGGUCAAUCUGCCUAGAGUGACAGUUGUUAUGCCUUUAAAGGGGUUUGGAGAACACAAUUUACACAACUGGAGAUCUCAGAUCACUUCUCUCUAUGGUGGUCCUGUGGAAUUCCUUUUUGUGGUGGAAAGUACAGAAGACCCUGCAUAUCGUGCCGUAUCUAUGUUAAUAUCAGAGUAUAAGGAUGAGGUUGAUGCGAAAAUUAUUGUAGCUGGUCUUUCAACAACUUGUAGUCAAAAAAUUCACAACCAGUUGGUUGGAGUGGAGAAAAUGCACAAAGACACUAAGUAUGUACUGUUUUUAGAUGAUGAUGUUAGGCUUCACCCUGGGACAAUUGGAGCCCUCACUGCUGAGAUGGAGAAAAAUCCUGAGAUAUUUAUUCAAACUGGAUAUCCGCUUGAUUUACCUUCAGGGAGUUUAGGGAGUUAUUGCAUUUAUGAAUAUCAUAUGCCUUGUUCAAUGGGUUUUGCAACUGGUGGGAGGACAUUCUUUCUGUGGGGAGGUUGCAUGAUGAUGCAUGCUGAUGAUUUUAGACAUGACUAUUGUGGUGUGGUUUCAAGUCUUAAAGAUGGUGGUUACUCAGACGAUAUGACUCUUGCGGCCAUAGCUGGGGCUCAUAAGAGGCUUAUUACAUCACCCCCAGUAGCUGUUUUUCCUCACCCCCUUGCACGUGAUCUUAGUUUCUCAAGAUAUUGGAAUUACUUGAGAAAGCAAACAUUUGUAUUGGAAUCAUAUGCAACAAAGGUUAAUUGGGUUAUGAACCGUGCAUUGUUUACAUCCCAUUGCUACCUGUCAUGGGGCUUUGUGGCGCCAUAUGUAAUGGGCAUGAUCCAUAUAACAGCUGCACUACGAAUCUUUAUUAAAGGGUAUACAGUUGAGGAAACUAUGAUUACUUCUGGUGGGUUGACACUGGUGACUUGUCUAGCCGUUUGCACUUUAUUAGAACUUUUUUCAAUGUGGAACUUGACAAGGAUUGAAGUUCAUUUAUGCAACUUGUUAUCCCCUGAGGCAACUCGACUCACUCUUGCUUCUUACAACUGGGGCCUGGUAUUUAUCGCAUUGGUGGUAGAUAACUUUUUAUACCCAGUCUCCGCAUUUCGAUCACAUUUUUCUCAGUCUAUCAAUUGGUCUGGUAUCCGGUACCACCUGAAGGACGGGAAGAUAAGUAAGAUUGAAAGAAGCAAGGAUAUGGGUCCAACACAUACCGAUUUGGGAGGAAAGCAUUUGUCUGGGAAGAAGGGAGCUCCUCCAAAAACUUCAUUCCUUAGCUCCUUAGCCAGAAGUUUGGCACAGUGGCGUCAGCCUAAGAAAUUCGAUAUCUAGAAAUGAUCUUUGUGAUCAAAUUUGCCCACUUUUUGGGAUCUCAUGGAGGUAAGAAUUUUAGAAAAUUUUAAUUGGGGUUGGAUUGCUCAUUCCAUAUUUGAUUGAUUAAAGUGUCUAGAUUUUUUUUGUGAAGAUUUUUUUAGUCCCCCAUUCAAUCCAUUUCAUUCUUCAGCAUUUCAACCAAUUGUGGCUGGGCUGGUUUGUAAUCUGUAUUGAUGCUCUCCUUGUAAUUUAUAGAAUCUUAGAAAUUCAAUUGAGAGACUAGAGAUGUAAUUUACCAUUCGCUCUUUAAUUUCUACUCUAUCCAUUUUUUUAUUUAA
Molecule: messenger RNA, 2296 nt
Organism: Ziziphus jujuba (common jujube)
Lineage: Eukaryota; Viridiplantae; Streptophyta; Magnoliopsida; Rosales; Rhamnaceae
Exons: 14
Coding region: 417-1976 (519 amino acids)
Biological process (GO): glucosylceramide biosynthetic process
Cellular component (GO): membrane
Molecular function (GO): ceramide glucosyltransferase activity
Source: RefSeq, a predicted model, not a curated record